GUUGGCAGCAGUUAAAAGAUACAUGCAGUGAAGUACGAGACAUUGUGUUCAACUAAAAUGCAUGUACGUUAAUUAAAAGUUAGAAUUUUUAAGCGGCAUAUGUAUGAACAACUACGACUUCGAUUGACUGCGAUUAGUCCGCAAUUAUGAACGCGAUAUAACCUAGUUUGUUAAUGAACUAAGUUACGGCUCUGUUUAAGUUAGUAAGGUCCGCUCCAUGAAUGCAGUUAAUGGCGAUUUACUACUUAUCCCGAAGCGGCUUUACUGACGAGAUGCGCAUGAUAAUUGUGUGCAUUUAAUCGUGCAGCCCUAUCAAAAAAUACGAUGCAUUUUGUAAAAACCAAACGAAAGUAAUCGAAUGUGAGAUACGUGAUGAUAAUGACUGGGUUUUAAAGUAUGGUAUAGUUUACUCACGAUGUGGCUGAAUCCAGCUCCAUUGGCACGUUUUAAAUUGCAUUCAGUGCGUCGAGAAAUUUCCAGAGUUAGUCGUAGGUAAGUUAAAGUAUUCUGAAUUUCUUCAAAUGUCAAUUUGACAUCUUUUGAUGAAAUUGAGUUUAGAUGUUGUAAUAUAAAUCCUCCCUAAAACAAUCUUUGAACAGCAUUGUGAAACCGUGUAGUAUUUUAAUCUUUUAAUGUCAGACUUUUAUACACGUCGAUUAAACAGUAACUUAACCUGGAAUUGGUUAUGCUAAUUAUUAAUAUAAUGACAAUUACACUACAAUACAGGUGUAUAAUUUAGCAUAUUAGAUUAACAGAUUAAUUAAAACCGCGUGUACAGCUUGAAUUCCUGAAUUAAAACGAAACGAAAUGGAAUAAAAGAAUCGUAUCUUUACAUAUUUUGUGUUCUUUGCUUAGUAAAUAAGGAUUAAAAUGAAACCUUCAAGCUGAUAUGGCAUUAUAUGCAGUGUUCAGAAGAAGUUUGUGUAAAAAUAUUUUGUAAUGUGAAACAUCAUAAAAUGAAUUGUACUUUAAUCUCCAGUUAGCAUUACUGUACAAUACAGUAUUAUGGAAAAUGGGAUUAUAUUUUACUCAGUUUUGCUAAUGAAUUGCAAAGUAAGGUGGAUGGGGAUUGUUUAAAUGUUUAACAUUUAUGUAUUUGCUCAUUUUAACAUGAAUGUAUUUGCUGUGUUUUUGUUCUGUUUAUAUAUGUUAUACCUUUUAAUUGUGAAGCUAGAUGACAAAAUGGACAUAACUACAAGGCGACGCAGGCCAUGGAGACCCCAGAGGAUCAUUACUGUCACAUCUCAGAUGUCAGAAUUGCAUUUACACACAAGUUCAGAAGAGAUGAUUACAGAUGUUCGCACCACUGAGACAUUUACACCGUGUGUCCCUGAAGCAAGUUCACAUCAGAUGAUUACAGAUGUUGCCACAACUGAGACAUUUACACCGUGUGUCCCUGAAGCAAGUUUACAUCAGAUGAUUACAGAUGUUGCCACCACUGAGACAUUUACACUGUGUGUGCCUGAAGCAAGUUCACGACAGUGUCACAAACAUGACUUGGUUCAUGCUACCGUGUCAUGCCUGGACAAAUGCAAAAUAUGCUUGGGAUCAGGGCUGUCUGCUUUCAAGUGGAUAGGUUUCAGUUGUAAAGUUUGUUCUGGUGUAUGGCAUAAGGAUUGUCUCCAGCAGGCAGUGCCUGAGGAUAAACAUAAUUUCAGCUCAGAGGAUAAUCAAUCAGAUGAGGACAUGCAUGAAGAUGACAUGCAUAAAGAUGAUGAUUAUGUACCUGACACUGACUCGGAAUCUGAUUCGGAUAGUCCUGUGGUUGGCUCUAGUGUGUGUGCCUUUACCCAGGAUGUGCAACUUCUUCACACUCACCUGGAAAAGACUUCAGAGUCUGCUUUUGACAAAUUAAAGAAAACAGCAUCUCCCCAAAGUUAUGCUGACCUUGCAAAAUCCACUCUUGCUCGGAUUAUAAUUUUUAAUCGAAGGCGUGCUGGGGAGGUGUCCAAAAUGCGCUUGAAAAACUUCAUUGAAAGAGACAAAAGCCCCCUCCAUGCUGAUGUAUCCUUGGGAUUAACCAAGUUUGAAAAGAAGCUCUGUGAGCACUUUAGCAGGGUGGAAAUCAGGGGCAAACGUGGACGAGAAGUUGCAGUCCUCCUAACACCAUACAUGGUGGAAUCCCUGAAUCUCUUGGUCAGCAAAAGAAUGGAAUGUGGUGUGCCUGAUACCAAUAUCUUUCUCUUUGCUAGACCACAAUGUUCAACUUACUACAGCGGUCAAGUCUGCUUGAGACUUCAUGCAGAAAAGUGUGGAGCAAAAAAAACUGAAUAUCUGCGCUCAACUCAGCUCAGGAAGCAUGUUGCAACCCUUUCCCAAAUUUUAAGCCUCAAAGAGAAUGAGUUGGACCAGGUCGCUGACUUUCUAGGACACGAUAUACGUGUCCACCGUGAACACUACAGACUGCCUGAGGCGACAAUUCGGCUUGCAAAAAUCUCCAAGAUGCUAAUAGCAAUGGACAAAGGUUGUCUUGGAAACAUCCAGGGAAAGUCACUUGAUGAGAUUCAAAUUGAAGAUCAAAUCCAGUUGACUGAUACUGAAGAUGAUGCAGGAGACGAACCAGAGAAGUAGACAGAGAAGUAUCAACAUCACCACAAGAGGCCUGCCAGAAUGAAGUAAUUGAAAGUGUUGAACAUCGUGGGACUGCUGAUAAGAAGAAAAGAAUGUGGUCUAAAGCUGAAGUUGCUACCGUGAUGAGACAUUUUAAAGUCCACAUAGCAAAAGGAAAUUUGGCCACAAAAUCUGAGUGUCUUUAGUGCAAAUCUGCUGAAGAGCCUGUGCUACAAAACUGGUCAGUACAAAACAUACAAUACUUUGUGAGAAACAGAGGUAUAACUGCCAAAAGGAGAAGUCGGUAUGAAAGUGCUGUUAGCACCUAAUCACCAAGCCUUCAGUGUUCAUGAAAUGUAGUUCUAUACAUUUUGAAUUGGUGUUAGUUUCUUUCCAGCCUACUUUUUUUAUCAAGAAUGUUGGAGUUUAUUAUGACGAUUUUACAACUGUUGUUGUAAAGAUUUUUGAAGAUUGUUUAGCCGUUAACUGGUUUUUAUAAUGUUGCAAGUAAAUGUUGCCCCUUGCUGUUA
This is a messenger RNA of Misgurnus anguillicaudatus (oriental weatherfish), 3080 nucleotides long. NCBI's taxonomy places the organism in Eukaryota, Metazoa, Chordata, Actinopteri, Cypriniformes, Cobitidae. The record is from RefSeq and is a predicted model, not a curated record.